AUGGCUGCAGGACUUCAGACCGCUACUAUUCUAGGCAAAAUAUAUUUGCCAACGGAAUAUGCAGAUUUGGAGAGGGUGAUUGUCCGGCGACGGCUAGAGCAGGAGACAUUGCACAAGGGACGUUGGACCCGGAAAUGUAACAACAUUUCCGAGAACCAUUACACUGGCUACAGGAUUAGAGGAAACAGCAGCUCCCUAGGUGGUUUUCAACCACGCUACGAUGCUUGA
Paracoccidioides lutzii Pb01 is the source of this 228-nucleotide messenger RNA. RefSeq lists its product as hypothetical. The transcript is spliced from 2 exons. The record is from RefSeq and is a predicted model, not a curated record. The coding region runs from base 1 to 228 and encodes 75 amino acids.